GCAACCACACCGCUUUUCCAUCUGGAGAAGUGCCUUUGGAGAACCGUACCGGACUGAAACACCGUCAUGCCAUAUCUGUAUAUCGAAACGGCGAGGGAGAGGCUCUGCCGAGGCAGCAGGCUGUUGCUGAGCGGCCUGUGUAACGGCACUCUGGUGCCUAGUGCACUGAGGGCUGUCCGAGACAAAAAUCAUCACCAGACGGUGAAGGUCGUUUUUCCCGAACAAUCGGCCGACGCUGUCAUCUACGUCACGGUGGUUGUAAUAUUCUAUGCUGCCAUCAUUCUCAUCUUGGUGGGGACGAAUAUUCAUCGGUUCCGACGACCAGGUGUUCCACCGAUCCCUACCCCCAUCGAGGGUCAACAGUCCCAGUCCAAUGUGCCGAAUGCGAAUAUGCAACAGGUGCUCGUCAGACUGGAUCAUAGAGAAAGAGCUUAUCCUGUAUCAACAACACAAGAAGAAUUAAAUCACGACAUGGAAAAUCAAGAGACAGAUGGCGCUCCUGUCUGAAUGAGCUGUAAUCUUACAUUUUACAAAUUCAUAUCAUGUUGCUGAGUGACAUUAACGAGAAGUGCUUCCAGCAGCCCAAACUGAACAGUGGCUCUUUCUUAUUUCUGACAAAGACAUUUACAGAAAAAUAAGUGGUCCAUACAAUGAGAUUAAUAUUUUCAAGAUUUCUUCCCUUUCAGUGUUUUUAAAUGUUGAUACAUGGAUGUAUAUUGUAAGAAAAAUAAUGUAAAUAUUUCCAAUUAUGUUGUUGAAAAUGGAAUAAAGAUUUUUGAAAAACAAAUUAAACUACUUUGGAAUUUUAAAUUGCAAAACAAAUAGGUAUGGUGAAUAAAUUCGUAAUUGAUUUACUGCCCAUUAAUAUGUUUUGAUAUAUAAUAAAGUGAAGCGACUAUG
Messenger RNA from Uloborus diversus, 900 nucleotides. RefSeq lists its product as uncharacterized. The record is from RefSeq and is a predicted model, not a curated record. Lineage: Eukaryota; Metazoa; Arthropoda; Arachnida; Araneae; Uloboridae. Bases 67 to 507 code for a protein of 146 amino acids. The transcript has 4 exons.